AUGACCACUAUGCAACGAAAACUCGGUCGCCGAUAUCAAAGAUAUUUGUCAGCGAAGCAAAUAUUCGAAGAUAACGAAGUUGAUCCGAAAGAAGUGUGGGAGCGAAUUGUCAAAAUACCGGAUAUUCUAUCAGCAAUGGCGAUAGAUAUUCAAACGAAUGAUAUAUUUCCAUUGUAUGGCUUGAAUAACCUAGCUCGAAAUGACUUCAAUACAUUUUGUCGAGAAUAUAUCGAAAUGGCGAUUGACUUUUCGUUAAAUAUCAAUCCAAAUGACGAUGUGAAAACUUUACGCUUGAGAAGUCAAGAACGUGAAAUUGUUAUUGCAUAUGAAGACGGAACGAUCAUUGCUGUUGUACAAUCAUUGUCUAAAGAGAAAACUAGUGUGUCGCCCAUGUUAUCACUAGAUCUGUAA
Molecule: messenger RNA, 411 nt
Organism: Adineta ricciae
Lineage: Eukaryota; Metazoa; Rotifera; Eurotatoria; Adinetida; Adinetidae
Source: the annotation of a GenBank genome assembly